This is a messenger RNA of Mugil cephalus (flathead mullet), 7440 nucleotides long. Its product is annotated as signal transducer and activator of transcription 5B-like. The record is from RefSeq and is a predicted model, not a curated record. Gene Ontology annotation, biological process: regulation of cell population proliferation; cell surface receptor signaling pathway via JAK-STAT; defense response. The transcript has 19 exons. Gene Ontology annotation, molecular function: RNA polymerase II cis-regulatory region sequence-specific DNA binding; DNA-binding transcription factor activity, RNA polymerase II-specific. Bases 170 to 2530 code for a protein of 786 amino acids. NCBI's taxonomy places the organism in Eukaryota, Metazoa, Chordata, Actinopteri, Mugiliformes, Mugilidae.
CCAGAAGCCAAAAAGUAACGUCAGAGUGCGAUUUGACAUGUAUGUCAGCUAACCCUGUAUGGUUUACAAGUUGUGUGUGUAUGCUCGGUUGCAUGUGUGUAUGUACCGACCGCCGCUUGUCCGUGGGUUUGCUGUAAGGAGUGCUGUUGUCUCUUAAAAGAGUAGCACCAUGGCAAUGUGGAUCCAGGCCCAGCAGCUGCAGGGUGAGGCACUGCACCAGAUGCAGGCGCUGUACGGCCAGCACUUCCCUAUUGAAGUGCGACACUACCUGGCCCAAUGGAUUGAAAGCCAGCUUUGGGACUCAGUGGAAUUGGACAGCCCAGCAGAGGAGGGCAAAGCCAAGCGUCUUCUGGACAACCUGGUGGCCGAGCUGCAGAGGAAAGCCCAGGUUCAGGGAGGAGAGGAUGGCUUUCUUCUCAAGAUCAAGCUUGGUCACUAUGCCAACCAGCUCAAGAGCACUUAUGACCGCUGUCCUUUGGAGCUUGUGCGCUGCAUUAAACACAUCCUCCAGUCAGAGCAGAGACUGGUCCAAGAAGCUACAAAUGCUAGCUGUGGGAGUGGUGGGCAGGCCAUGGACACCCUGUCCCAACGCCACCAACAGAUCAACCAGGCAUUUGAAGAGCUCCGCUUGGCCACACAGGAAACUGAGAAUGAACUGAGAAAGCUGCAGCACAGCCAAGAAUAUUUUAUCAUCCAGUACCAGGAAAACCUGCGCAUCCAAGCCCAGCUGAGCAGCUUGUCUUCACUACCUCCAGCUGAGCGCACCCAGCGGGAGACCACCCUACAGAGCAAGCGAGCCACUGUGGAGGCCUGGCUUACCAGAGAGGCCAGCACAUUACAGAAAUACAGGCUUGAUCUGUCAGAACAACACCAAAAGACACUGAGCCUCCUGAGGAAGCAGCAGACUGUGAUCCUGGAUGAGGAGCUCAUUCAGUGGAAGAGGAGGCAGCAGCUCGCUGGCAAUGGGGCCCCUCAUGAGGGGGGGCUGGAUGUUCUUCAGUCUUGGUGUGAGAAGCUGGCUGACCUCAUCUGGCAGAACCGGCAGCAGAUAAGGCGCUGUGAACAUCUUACUCAGCAGCUUCCUUUGCCGGGCCCCAUGGAAGAGCUGCUGACCAAACUCAAUGCUGACAUCACUGAUAUCAUCUCUGCCCUGGUUACCAGCACCUUCAUCAUUGAAAAGCAGCCACCACAGGUUUUGAAGACCCAAACCAAGUUUGCAGCCACAGUCCGUCUUUUGGUGGGUGGGAAGCUCAAUGUCCAUAUGAACCCACCUCAGGUGAAGGCUGUCAUUGUAAGCGAGCAGCAGGCAAAAGCUUUAUUGAAGAAUGAGAGUACACACAGUGAAAGCAGUGGAGAAAUCCUCAAUAACAACUGUGUGAUGGAGUAUCACCAGGCUACUGGUACCCUCAGUGCACACUUUCGAAACAUGUCACUGAAGCGGAUCAAGCGUUCAGACCGCAGAGGUGCAGAAUCAGUCACGGAGGAGAAGUUCACAGUUCUGUUCGAGUCCCAGUUCAGUGUUGGGGGCAACGAGCUUGUCUUUCAUGUCAAAACCUUAUCCUUGCCUGUGGUUGUGAUCGUCCACGGGAGUCAAGACAACAACGCCACAGCAACAGUCCUGUGGGACAAUGCCUUUGCUGAGCCGGGCAGAGUACCAUUCAUUGUUCCAGACAAGGUGCUGUGGCCCCAGUUGUGCGAGGCCCUCGACAUGAAGUACAAGGCAGAGAUGCACAGCGGGCGUGGCCUAUCGGAAGAUAACUUGGUCUUCCUAGCACAGAAGGCUUUUACAAGCAGCAGCAAUAACCCUGAGGACUACCGCAACAUGACUAUAUCCUGGGCCCAGUUCAACCGGGAGAGCUUACCUGGGCGUAAUUUCACCUUCUGGCAGUGGUUUGAUGGAGUUGUAGAGCUCAUGAAGAAACAACUCAAGCCUCACUGGAACGAUGGGGCCAUUCUAGGCUUUGUAAAUAAGCAGCAGGCACAGGACAUGCUGCUAUCCAAACCAAACGGCACCUUUCUGCUGCGAUUCAGCGACUCUGAAAUUGGAGGUAUCACCAUCGCCUGGGUUGCUGAAAACCCCAACAAACAAGGUGAGAGGCUGGUCUGGAAUCUGUUGCCUUACACAACCAAGGACUUCUCCAUUCGCUCCCUGGCUGACCGCAUCAGUGAUUUAAAUCAUCUUCUGUAUCUCUACCCGGAUCGGCCCAAAGAUGAGGUCUUCGCCAAGUACUACACCCCUCCGCUUUCAAAAGCAGUGGAUGGCUAUGUAAAACCACAGAUAAAACAAGUUGUGCCAGAAUUCACCACGCAGAAUCCAGAACCAAGUGGAGGAGCUCCUUCAUUCAUGGACCAGACAGCUUCUCCCUCUGUGAGCCACCCCAACAACUUUGGUGUUUUCACUUCCAUGAAUGACAGCAUGUUAGAUCCAGAUGGAGACUUCGACCUGGAGGACACAAUGGAUGUGGCUCGUCAUGUGGAGGAACUGCUCCGCAGGCCAAUGGCCAAUCAGUGGAGCAACCAGCAGCCCUGAACCAGAAACCUGAACCUGCUGUUCACCUUCAGGUUUUCUCUGUCUAGAAAGUUCAGUUUUGCCUCCUACAGAGAGAGAGAGCACAUCUGUCAAUGAAUAGUCUUUUACAUACCUAAGUGUCGCUAGAGUCAAUGUUACUGGCGUUCAAAGGAAGCUUAAUGUCCUCUCUCGCUUGCCAUAGUUUCUCAGGGCUGCCAUGCAGAGCUAGUUUUGGUCAUUGAAAUUUUUUUCAAAGCUAACAACUCGUUUUCUUUACCUUAUACACAUUUAACAAUAGUUAAUGUGACUAAGUGCUGAUAAACUGAAUCUAUUUUUUAUUACAGAAAAUAUUUGUCGAUAUUAUUUAAUUAUUGUAUAGAAAAUGGAAAAAAUGGAAAAUCAACACCCUAAAGUGUGACUAUGUAACUUUUGCCUGACAUCAGCCUAACAUUGAGACUCAUGUUGAACCCCUACAUAGUUGUAUCUUAAGGCCAGUUUCCAGCCCAACCUUAAUAUAUGGAUAUAUUUUACCAUCAUUGAUACUGUAGUUGAUUUUAAUCAGAGGAAUUCUAUCAUCAGACCUAUUUGAUGCAUGAAUGAUACACAUAUACACUGAUCAGGCGUAACAUUGUGGCCAUCUUUCUUAUAUUGUUUCUGGCCUGGUUUACUUAGUUUUACCUUUGUGGUGAAACUACUGAAAUGUUUUGUAUAACGGGAUAAAACAUUGCAUAACAGUAGCAAAGGUUGUCAGAAAUUUGCUAACCUCAGUGACAUGUUCAUGUUCAAGUUUAGCCACUGUGAGCAUCUGGUCACAUCAGACCAAAUAAUACUGUAGCAGCAAAACCCUGAGUUUCCCUUUUUGGGGCAAAAUUAUUGUUUUUAUUAAUCUCUUCUCGCAAAGGUUACAUAGUCUUGCUCUAAGUAGUGAAAAUAGAAUUCAGCAUUUCUAACUUCUAUAUUUUAUACUUUCUUGAAAUGCUUCUGUUGUAUUUUUUAUUACGCCGCCUUACUGCCAGGGUUGGGUAUUGUUUGGAUUUUAACGGUUCCGAUUCUGCUUCUCAAAAUCAGCUAAUAUUUCUGGACAUUUGUUGGUUGGUAUCACUAAAGGUCACAUGCUCAUUAGAAUAUGGCUUUGACAUUUGAAUAUGAAUUUUUAUACAAAAAUGUUUAAUCGAUUCAUUUGUACCAUCGGUUGGACAAAACAUCAACGUUACUUGAGACCCUGGAUUAUAGGGAUUGCAUUAUUGGUAUUUACAAACCAAGUAAUUUAUUGAGAAUAAUCUCCACAUAAAUGGACUGAAAUUAAUACUCAGUCACCUCAGAGUUCCAUAUCAAACAACUACAACAGUAAAAUCCUUUGACAUGAAUGCACUAAUAAUAAUAAUACAGUCGUGUAAAUCUAAUAGUAAACCAGUAACAAGGUCAUUUAUUUGCAUUGAGAAAGGUAUUUUAUUCUAAAGGAGUGGUUCAGUUACUAUAGUAGCAUGUGUCUAAGUAGGCAUAGUAGACACUCAGAGUGCAUUUGCUGUCUAAUAAGACAGAAAGUCUGUGUUCGUAUUUUUCACAUCCUCCUGCAUUGUUCACAAAAAAGUUGUGUGAAAUGCAGCUUACCACAGAUAAAUGUGGACUGUCAGUGAAAUUUGUUUAGGAGCCGAUAAGCAGAAUACAAAUUACAUUUUCUUCGCAAUUUAUAUAGGAAACCAAUUCCAAGUUGGAAUCUGGAUUCAAUGCCCAGCCCUACAAAAAUGGUAUUAGACUCUAAUGACAUGAUUUAAUGGAGUCAGUAUGCAAUCAUAUUGUUCUAAAUACAAAUGGUGGUACAAUAGGCUGUAGCAACAAUAAAAUAAGUAGUACCAGCUUUUGGACUGCUAAUCAUGAGAACCUUAAAUGCCUUGUUGAGGUUUCCCAGUCUAAUCAAAUUUGACCUCAAUAUAAAAUAUAGCCAUAUUAAAAUUGGCUCAUUGUCAUUUACCAAAGUCAGUUGUUCAUGCGCCUUAAAAUCCUAAAUGCAAAGGCUGAGGUCUGCUAAUGUAAUGCUUUGUGCCUUGGUGAACGUUGAUCAUUCGUUUGUGGUCAUUUAAAUGACUAAUGUUGUGUGCACAUUCAAAACGAGCCUCUUUGGAAUGGGUUGUGUUGUUAUUUGAGAUGUGCUCAUCUCUAACAACAUGCAUGAAAGCAUGUAGAAUGUAGGAUUGUGUUAAAUGGCACUAAGCUUUGGAUUUGUCAUUUUCAUAAAGAGAGCCAUGAAAAUUAAGCUAAAAACACUCGAUUCACUUCCCAUAAUAUAGCUUGCUUCCUUCUUCACACCAACAGGUACGCUGUUGUAAAUUGAUUGUGUAAAGUUUUUUUUAUAUAUAUAUUAUUAUUUUUCUUUUCUUUUUUUUUUACCAGACCUGACAGAGUCCAUCCAGAUAACCACUGCUUUCUCAGGCUGCACAGACCAUGAUUUGUAACAGAUAUGUGAAUGAGGUAGUUUACAAUUUGGGAGAAAAUAUCUGGUGUCAGGAUGUGCUCAUUGUUAAGACUAGCAACUUUCAGAAUAAAAGGAGUGGAGUUUGGUGGGGUUGAGAUAUAUAUGUAAUAUUUAUACCCACAAAAUAGUGGUUAAAUCUGUGCCUGGAAAACAUGAGAUUACUUGUCUCUGCUGUGCUGCACACGACCGAGUGACCAUCUGCAAAUCAGACUAAAUAUAAAUUACAUACAGUGAAAGUCUGUGAAGUGCAGACCAGGUUUUCCAUCAAUUGACUGCUUUUGCCCUGUAAAAGUGACUUAAAAUAUAUAUAUAUAUUUAUAAAAAUGCAAGUUCAAAUGUUCAGUAAUAGAGCGUACAGAAUAAAACGAUAACAAAGGCUAUGGGCCAUGGUUAUGGAGAUUUAAGUGCUUCUUUAUUCAGCGAGCUGGGAUAGGCCCUCUGCGGGGAGAGCCUUCCUACAGGAUGGAAUCACUGUGAAGUUGUCUGGAGGAGGCCAGAGUGACCUGGUUAAUGUGCACUUCAAGCUGGAAAGACACAGCAGAGCAGUUAACUGCAAUGAAAAUCCUGGUAGUCUGUCAUCUUUUAACGCUUUAAUGCUGCCUUCUUGGCCAGGCCUUGCUUGUAAAAGAGAUAUUUUUGAUCUCAAGCAAUCUGCCUGGUAAAAUAAAGUAAAUAAGUAAACAGGUUUCAGAUUUUAUAGGUUACACGUGUCUCGUAAUAGCCCACGUUUAACUGGUUGAUUUUUAGGUUAGAGAUUCUGCUCUUGAUUUUUGGGAAGUCAUUGAGUAUACUAUUCCCCAGCAGUGGAUGACAAGUUUCUAAUUAGGUCAGCAAAAUAAACUCCUCAGACAGUAGACUUGCAUGAAAAAAAAAAUAAAAAAUGGAUCAAUCAUGGAAUUUACACUUACACUCUAGUUUUCAAUCCAGCAUACAGGAGUCUCUUUUUUAUUUAUUUUAUUUUAUUUGUUUGAGCAUAUAGCUCAUAAUAAAAUCUAGGUUCAAGUGGAAAAUAAGUAAUAGCCUACUUUUAUUUGGAAUAUCAUGUAUAUUGAGAAAGUGCAAAUUUACCCUUAAAUUGGGCUAAAUAUAAUGUUUUGUGCACACCUCAUGUGUUAUGUGUUUAUGUGUGUUUAGUGUUCAGAUAUAGCACUCAAUAGUGAGAGUCGUGGUUUGGAAUUUAAAACAAACCUGAAAAUACAUCUAAAAUGAGCUUGAGGGAACAGCUUUUAUUUCUGCAAAUCCAAAGGGAGCUUGGCAUUUAGUCCAUGUAGCUAAACCCGACUAAAACUUAAAACUAUUCAUCAUUUUCAACAGUUGGUUUUGAUGGAACAUUUAGUCCUCCUCCAACAUAAGUGGACAUAACAAGUUGCUGUUUUUAACUAGUGUCACUUGGGACUGUGGUAGUUAAGGAGAAUGACUAUCACAUUUUAUAGAAAAUCAUAAACACAUCCACAUGCAAAAAUAGAGUAUUUUCUCACAAUGGAACUUUUAAGUGCUUCAUAUGUGCUUUACUACAGUUGUUAUACUUGGACUCAGACUUCACUUUGUACUAUUUUCAGUCAGAAUACUUAUUUUCUCUGCCCAGAAUAACUAGACAGUAGCAAGCGGGGGUUGCAGACAACAGUUUUCAUCAUUACUGAUGAAUCAACAGUUAUUUUUUCCUUUAUAAUUUACUAAUGCCCAAAGUUACAUCUUUAACUCUGUUCUCCCUAACCAGCAAUCCAAAAUACAUGUCUACUGUAGGCAUUUCUUUGGAAAAAAUGGGAACUUGGAUAAUAAACGAUCUAAGUAGUUGCUAAUACUUCAGACUAUCUGCAUCAGCUUCAUUCUGUCAUACUCACGUCCUUAAAACGAAUCAGUAGAUAUACAUACAGUAUGAAUCUUUUUUUGCAUUCUCUGCGAUGACGCGAUAAUCUCUGCAGUUUUGUGUCUUGUGGAUUGUUAAGGGACAGCACUAUUUUCAAAGCCAUGCUGUUAACACUGCGCUACGUCUACCAGCCUCAACCAAGGAACGUUUGACACAGAAUGAAAAUUCAUCCAAUAAACGUCAGGAAAUAUCACUGUGAAAUAAAGAGAGCAGUGAAAAAUGUCUGGAAUAUAGAUGGGAUUGUUUUUUAACUCUUUCUAUUUUUUUAUGAGACUGUUUGACAGCUGAAACACAUACUUUCGUUGUUUUGUUUUUAUUUUUUAUUUUUAGUCGAUCCGCAAACGUGAACAAGCACUUUUAUGCUCACACCAUCAGUUAUUUAACAUUCUUGCCUUGCUGAUGCGGUAAUUUGCUGUUUGUAUUGAAUCAAUUUAAUGUAAAGUUUUAUAUGUUCAGUGUAAAUCAGUUUUCAAGCUUUCAGCUGCUGUGUGUUUCCUGUAUUCAGUACAGUGUGUGGUCUGUCUGGGGAUUUACUUCAACUUUGUGCUACAUUUUACUUGAAGAUUGGAAUAAAGUUUUUUUUCUAAUUAA